AUGCCUGGCGAUGUUUUCUUGAUAUCAUCAAAUUCGAGAAUAAAGUUAAAUGCCUUUCGCUAUGUCCCGUCUGUACAAGAGUGUUCCCAUAACAUGUCAACCAUUGACCAAAAUCGUGACGAUCUGGGCACGAUGGAUACGAAAGUUUUAAUGGCAGACGGCGACUUACCAGCGCCCGCUACGCAAUCGAACGGAAUGAUAUGCCAAGAGAUCCAACCCGAAAAGAUACUGCCUCAAACUCCAGCACAUAGAAUCCCCCUGGCUGAUCUGAUCAGCAAUACAGAGGAAGCUUUCAAUAGAGCUCCAGGAAAAGCUAUCACUCCCGAAGACCAUGUGUUUUGGAAGCAUGAGCCAUGCAACACAAAUCCUAGAGACGUCUCAGGCUCGCCUCUUGCAACUGGUAAAAAGCGCCAUCGAAGUGCAUCACCCACCAGUUCCCCUCUGGGAGUGGAUCCGACACACAAUGUGUCAAGCCCACAACCCUCUCAGAGGUUCCUGAGAACGCCCCAGCAUGACAUCGCCGCGGACCUUUGGAGCAAAUAUAUCGGAAAAGUCACGGGAAACCCUGGUGGUGAUGCCCCAAAACCUCAGUUCUCCCAUCUCAUCGCCUCCUCACCGCAAACCCCGGUAGACGUUCGAGCAGGUAAGGAUUUGUCGACGCUUCGCAGAUCAAAUAGUUGCAAUGUCUACUGGCCGACGUCUAAUACCAAGAGAAGAAGAGUCGACAAUGCACAGCAGGCUGUGAAGAGAGUUCAGGACAUUUUUGCUGGAUCGCGCAACUCGCUCCUUGGGGCGGGCACUUCAAAGUCAUCCAAGAUUAGCCUCCUGGUCGGGAAAAUACAAGAAACUCUCUUGAAAUCGCCGAGAAAAGAAAUUUCAGGCCCAUCUAGCUCCACUCCUUUACCAGAGCGCUCUGAUAAUAUAGCGGAAUACUCAGGAUCAUCGCUAAAAUAUACGAAUGAUAAUGAAAACAAUCCAAUUGAUACACCUUCUAGAAGCUCGAGAAGAGUAGUGUCCAGUGAUCCUGUUCACACAGACGCUAUGGACAACGUACAAGACUUGAAUGCGAUGUUGUCCGAGUUUGAUGAAGAUGGUCUAGAUGAUGAUUUUCUUGAAUUUGCUGGGGCAGCUGGCAAUCAGCUUAAUCCCAUCCAUUCCGGAAUUGGUCCGUCUCCCGAUGCUCUACAGAAUGAAACACUCAAAGCUUCAUCCACUGUGCAUCGCCAACCUGAUCCUAGUAUCAAUUCCCCCAACAAACCUUAUAAGCACUCCAUGCCGCCCACCUCACACGCCCAUACAAGUUCCGACGAUGUUGAAGAAUUUCACGAUAGUGACAACGAAUUUUCUGAGGCAAUGGAGCAAGUUCUCGCACGUUAUGACUUGAGAGAACAGACAAAUGCAAACAAACAGGAAAGCAGAAUUUUAGAAGGGUCCCUUGCUCAUGACCUCGGAGAAGUAGCAGCUUCUAAGAAUGAAGCGGACACCUCUACUUUGGACAGAGCGAUAUUCACUUCCGAUGACGAAUUCGAUGAGGAUAUCGACCUGGGGUCCAUUGGGAUUGCAUUGCAAAAGACUGCUGGUACGAAUGUUUCGAGUCAAAAUUAUAAAUCACCGCAGGCCAUUAAUCGGUAUCUCGUACUUGACUCGGCUGAAGAUACAUAUCUCAAUUGCAAAGGCCAAUUAAAGCCUCAAAGAGUUCUGUUUGUUCAGGAGGAGAAAACGAAUAACAAUCGAGCUAUCAGUUUGCGGGAAUCAUGGUAUGAUACUCCAUGCGCAAAAGGCUCUUAUAUCCACCUCAUCGGGAGCUUUGAUCUCAUGGGACAAUGCGUAGUGGAUAAUUCCGAGAAUCUGAUAAUCCUUCACCCUGAUCAUCUAAUCUCAGCAACGGUGGUGGCGGAUUCAUUUACUUGUCCGCGCCGCGCUGUUCUCCAAGACCGCGUUAAAGCCACUAGCGAGGCCAACAAGCCGCAAGUUUAUGGCCAUAUUCUUCAUGAAAUAUUCCAGGCCGCCGCGAGCGCGAACCGAUGGGAUUUAAACUGGUUGCGUGAAGUUAUUUCGAGCACUUUGGAACACUAUGUGGAGAGUUUGUAUGAGAUCCAAGUCGAAUUUUCCGAAGCCACCGAGUAUUUAAUGAGCAAAAUGCCGGCUCUCCAAGCAUGGGCAGAAACAUUCAUGCGAUCUCACCCUACGAGAGAGUCGAUUGUUGAAGACAGGAAUGGAACAAGUUCGUGUUUGAGCAUCAACAAACUUCUUGAAAUCGAGGAACAUAUAUGGUCUCCUAUGUACGGAUUAAAAGGCAAUAUCGAUGCGACAGUGCAAGUGGUCGUCCAGGAAGGGACAGGGCGGAAAACGCUUACUGUCCCAUUCGAGCUAAAAACUGGACGGAACCAUUCCAACGAGGCUCACAGGGCACAAACGGCAUUGUACACCUUACUUCUUUCUGACAGAUACGAUAUUGACGUGACUUUCGGACUACUUUAUUAUCUCGAAUCAACUAAGACAUUCAGAGUUCGAGCUAUCCGAAACGAAAUCCUCCAAAUAAUACAGCAGCGCAACCGCCUCGCGGAGUUCAUAUAUAAAAAUUCAGAAUUACCUCCAAUGCUCAAACAGUCACGGAUAUGCAACCAGUGCUACGCUAAAAAUGCAUGCUUCAUCUACCACAAAGUUAUGGAUGACGGAGAUGGGGAAAGCAGCGGAAUGGGAAGUAGUUUCCUUGAAGUUGUUGGACACCUUACACCCUCUCACCAAAACUUCUUCAAGAAAUGGGAUGCGCUUUUGACCAUGGAAGAGCGAGAUAUCAUUAAAUUUCGAAGGGAGUUAUGGACCAUGCUAAGUAAUGAACGCGAGGGGGUUGGCCGCUGCUUCGGUAAUGUUAUGGUCGAGCCGGGCUCUGCCUACGAAGAAACCGGUGUACCAAAAAUUAAUCGUUUUAGGUAUACGUUUUACAAGUACAAACCACCUUCAAACUUCACUUUCGGGGACUCACAGCUCAGUGUCGGGGAGCCUAUCGUUGUUUCUGACGAAAAGGGCCAUUUCGCACUCGCCAACGGAUACAUCACGCAUAUUAGUCGUAAGCGGAUCUCCGUUGCAGUUGACAGGCGUCUCCAUAAUGCCCGAAUGAGGUGUUCAAAUUUCGAUGCGGAACGACAUCAAGCCUUUACGGGAAUCAUGGGGAUUAUUGAAACCGGCGGCUCUGAAUCGACGAUUUUACUAGAAAGGGUUGAAGACACGAAUUUGUACCGCCUGGACAAAGAUGAAUUCAGCAAUGGAAUGGCCACCGUCCGAAAUAAUCUUGUCUGUAUGAUGGAUAGGAACAUGCCCCAAACUAGGAGACUAAGAGAUUUGAUCAUUGAUGGCCAUGCUCCUUCAUUCAACUCAAUUUCUUCGUCAACCAUACCAUGGCUUGCUGGAACCGAGCUAAAUAUUGACCAAAAGGGAGCGAUUGAGAAAGUAAUGAGCGCAAAUGAUUAUGCUCUGGUUUUAGGGAUGCCAGGAACCGGGAAAACAACUACCAUAGCCCAUAUUAUACGGGCUCUCGCAUCUCAAGGCAAAAGCGUCCUUCUUACCUCUUAUACUCAUACUGCUGUGGACAAUAUUUUGUUAAAAAUAAAGGACGACAACAUCCGCACUUUGAGAUUAGGUGCCACAACAAAAAUUCACCCAGAUGUUCGAAAGUUUGCUGAUUUGGCAGCUACUCCCAAAGAGACGAUAGAGGAGUUGAAGGAUAUUUAUGAAAAUUCCCGGAUCGUGGCGACCACAUGCUUGGGGAUUAAUCAUCCUAUCUUUAACAGCCGCAUGUUCGAUUUCUGUAUUGUUGACGAAGCGUCCCAAAUAACUCUCCCGGUUUGCCUAGGUCCUAUUCGUAUGGCGAAAACGUUCAUCCUUGUUGGAGACCACUAUCAGCUGCCUCCUCUCGUUCAGGAUAAGCAGGCCCAGGAGGGUGGCUUGGAUGUCAGUUUGUUUAAACUUCUCUGCGAUUUACAUCCAGCCUCUGUUGUUAAUUUGGAGCAUCAAUAUCGAAUGUGUGAGGAUAUCAUGCUCCUUUCGAACAUCCUUAUAUACUCCGGACAUCUCAAGUGUGGAACACCAGAAGUUGCCAAAAGUUACCUCAAAAUCCCCAACCUCCAUGGGCUAAAACAACACCAUGUCGACCCAUCAUCGCUGUCUCCCAACCUCCGAAACUCCUGCCUAGGAUCUCGAUAUGGACGGUGUUGGAUCCGCGAUCUGCUCGACCCUGUCGCAAGAACCAGACUUGUCAAUACUGACCCUUUGCAACCUCAGGCCAUAGAGUCAUCCAAGGGUUCCCGUAUCAUAAAUCACAUCGAAGCCGUGCUCUGCGCGCAGUUCGUCGAAUCUUUCCUUUCCGCUCAAAACUAUAUAUAUAUACGUGUGAACGUCGCGUUUACUCGCGCGCGAACCAAGUUGCUCAUUGUGGGAAGCAAGAAUACGCUCCGUGAUGGCAAUGAACUACUAGGAAAAUUCGUCCACCUUAUGGAUUCGAAGGGAUGGACGUAUGAUUUGCCGCGUACGGCUGUUGAAGAACAUGUUUUUGAAAAUAUGGAGAACGGGCUGACGCAGUUGAGUCCGCUUAAAAUCACGGAAGCUAUGCGAUCAAAUUCAAUCAGUCCAAAGAAGAAGAAGAGCCCGGCUAAAAAAAGCUCCGAUCCUGAUCAGAGUCCUCUGAAGGCUAAACAUCGCAUGGCGUUGAGCCCAGUCAAGAACAGACAGUCAUCUGCUUGCCAAAAGAGGCCGCACAAACUGGGGGGGAAGCUCUUGGACGGUGCGAGGAUUGUAGCAACGAGACCGGUAUUGAGGGAUGUGAUGAACAAUUUGACAUAG
Messenger RNA from Histoplasma capsulatum G186AR, 4839 nucleotides. RefSeq names its product bifunctional ATP-dependent DNA helicase/ssDNA endodeoxyribonuclease DNA2. The transcript is spliced from 6 exons. The record is from RefSeq and is a predicted model, not a curated record. Gene Ontology annotation, molecular function: single-stranded DNA helicase activity. Lineage: Eukaryota; Fungi; Ascomycota; Eurotiomycetes; Onygenales; Ajellomycetaceae. Bases 1 to 4839 code for a protein of 1612 amino acids.